Paramecium tetraurelia is the source of this 2070-nucleotide messenger RNA. RefSeq lists its product as uncharacterized. The transcript is spliced from 4 exons. The record is from RefSeq and is a predicted model, not a curated record. NCBI's taxonomy places the organism in Eukaryota, Ciliophora, Oligohymenophorea, Peniculida, Parameciidae.
AUGUAAACAUUAAAAGAAUAUAUUCCAAUCGUAUUGACCAAGGAUCACUUAAGCAAAAGAGAAGCCAAUUUGGAAGUGGCUGAAGAGAAGUUUACGGUAAGGUGUAUUUAUAUUCUCGAGGUGAAAGAAUAAGAAACUAAAUCUCCUAAGAUCAGCUUUCAUAUAAAUAGUUCCAGAUCUACAUCUAUUUAGAAUACAGUCCCUUAUUGUGUUAAGGCAACCGUGUUUCCCAAUAUCCUUUCGAGAACAAAGCUAGAUAUAAUCAGAUAUAGACAUUCUGAAUAGUUAUAGUUAGACUCUGAUAAAAUAACAACUUAAAAGGAUCGUAAAAAGUUAUCAGAAUUAAAAAUCAGAUCCAAAGAAAAGGAUAAAUCGAAUUCUAAAAUGCAUACCUAAUUUACUAAGAGUCCUACUCAAAAACCAAUUAUAACAUAGCUUACUUCUUUAAUUAAAGAUAAUUUCAGUGUUUCUGAAAGAACGAGUUCAUUCAAAUUUCGAAGUUUAAGUCCUGAAAUUGAAGGGUAACUUUGGUAGAAGAAUAACAAGGUGAAUAGAAUUAAUAAGGCUUAUGAAAUUCAGAAGGAAAUUCACCAUUUAGAAAGGUUCAAAACUUGCUGGAAAACCGAUGAAAUCCAGCAAAUUUUACAGUAGAAAAUAGUUUAAAUUGGUUUGAAUACAAAGAAAGGUUUGAAAUAGAUUUUUAUAUUGAUUUUUCUACCACAUUAAAGUCUUCAUUUGAAGAGUUCUUAAACUGAAGUUAAAUAAAUAACUAAUAACUUAGAAUUAAGUAUUUUCCCCUUUUUUAUUCCUAUUUAUGAGAAAAUAAUAAAUGAGAAGGAAUUGACAGAUAAUUUUAGAUAAUGGAUUUCCUAUUUUUUAGACAUUCUGCACUUUCGAAAUCACAUGAAUUUCACAAAAGUAUUCUCUUUAGAUAGUGUUGAAAUAACUCAGUUAAAUUAAUUACCUUAAUAUGAUAAAUUUUUGUAUAUUUAACUACAAGGAUAAUUUGAUUUAUGGAUUCUAUUGAAUUAACAACUCAAACUUUCAGGUGAAUUUUAAUUAGAUAAAUACCCAAAAUUAGCCAUAAAAUUAUUCGACUUAAAAUCCAAGGAGGAAGUUUCAAGAUUCUUCAAGAAGAGAGAAAAUUUACUACCAUUCUAUUUUCGUCAUUAACAACAAGAGAGUUAGACCUCAAUUCCAUCAUAAUAUUUGAUUGAAGUUGAAAACGAUCUCAGAGAACCAGAUGAGUAGAUGUUUGAAUAGUCGAUAAUUUAAAUGAAUGAACAAGAAUAAGAUACAUAUUUAAAAUUGUUGUAGCAAUACAUUCAAUCAAAUAAAUCAAAGUAUUCCAGUAAAUUAAAGAAUUUAGAAGAAAUGAUGAGGUAGAGACUGGAAAAGAUAAAAGCAAGGAAAAGAUAUUCAAUUCAAAUAAAACUUCAAGCAAAAAAAUUUUUAGGCUAUAAAGAGGAAGAACUAAUCUAGCAGAAAUUAAUGUUAGAAGAUGAAAAAUCUAUUUAAGAAAUACAAGAAGAAGCUUUCGACCAGAUAAUGCCAUAGACUACACAUAUUUUCAAAAAAAAAUAGAAAUAGAAUAUUCCUAUAGAAGAUCCGUUUUAAUCCUUCCAAACCAAAGAUAAUGAAAAAUUUAAAGAGAUUACACAAUUAAUUAAUAUUGAAAAGAUUAUAUUGGAGAAGAAUUUAUCAAGAUAAGAUAUCUACUAUUAUUUAUCUCUUUUUAAGGCUUUAAUGGACUCUGAUACAACCACCAGAAUAAAAGAUGUCAAAUAUCCUACAUUGUUUAUAAGUGUAGAUCAAUUAAAAAGAGGAAUUGCUUUUAUAGCUUUAUAUAAGAAUACUGUCAAUACAAAAAAGUUAGCUGAAGUCUACAAUCGAAAUUAUCAAUACUGUGAGUUUUUGGAAUUUUUAGACAUUUUCACUACUCAAUAUAAAUACAGAGUGUCAGAGGAAGAAUUGAAGGAUAUAGAUGAGGAGGAUUCAUUAAAGAUUUCAAGAAAACAAUCAGUUUUUGGAAGAUAGCAAUCUUUAAAAUACUAAAUUGAUUAAAAUUGA